Messenger RNA from Phacochoerus africanus (Common warthog), 1325 nucleotides. RefSeq names its product prostaglandin F synthase 1. The record is from RefSeq and is a predicted model, not a curated record. Gene Ontology annotation, molecular function: aldose reductase (NADPH) activity; androsterone dehydrogenase [NAD(P)+] activity; bile acid binding. The transcript is spliced from 9 exons. Lineage: Eukaryota; Metazoa; Chordata; Mammalia; Artiodactyla; Suidae. The coding region runs from base 95 to 1054 and encodes 319 amino acids. Gene Ontology annotation, cellular component: cytosol. Gene Ontology annotation, biological process: daunorubicin metabolic process; prostaglandin metabolic process; progesterone metabolic process.
GAUGGUGCAGUUGGGGUGUUCCCUGCUUGCUCUUUAUAAGCUGUGGAGCCAGAGGGAAAAGUCAGUGUCUGCUCCCUCAUAGGAGCAACAGGUGAUGGAUCCCAAAAGCCAGCGUCUUCGGCUUAAUGACAGUCACUUCAUUCCUGUACUGGGAUUUGGUACCUAUGCACCUGAAGAGGUUCCUAAGAGUGAAGCUCUGGAGGCCACCAAAUAUGCCAUAGAAGUUGGGUUCCGUCAUAUCGAUGGUGCUUAUUUAUACCAAAAUGAAGAGCAGGUUGGACAGGCCAUUCGAAGCAAGAUUGCAGAUGGCACUGUGAAGAGAGAAGACAUAUUCUACACGUCAAAGCUUUGGGCCACUUUCCUUCGACCAGAGUUGGUCCGACCAGCCUUGGAAAAGUCCCUGAAGAAUCUCCAACUGGACUAUGUGGAUCUCUACAUCAUUCAUUUUCCAGUGGCUCUGAAGCCCGGGGAGGAACUUUUGCCAAAAGAUGAAAACGGAAAAGUACUAUUUGACACAGUGGAUCUCUGUCACACGUGGGAGGCCUUGGAGAAGUGUAAGGACGCAGGACUGACCAAGUCCAUCGGCGUGUCCAACUUUAACCACCAACAGCUGGAGAAGAUCCUGAACAAGCCAGGGCUCAAGUACAAGCCCGUCUGCAACCAGGUGGAAUGUCAUCCUUACCUCAACCAGAGAAAGCUGUUGGAUUUCUGCAAGUCAAAAGAUAUCAUUCUAGUUGCCUACUCUGCUCUGGGAUCCCAAAGAGUAAAAGGAUGGAUGAACCUAAACCACCCAAUUCUCUUGGAAGACCCAGUUCUUGGUGCCAUUGCCAAAAAGCACAAGCAAACCCCAGCCCUGAUUGCCCUUCGUUACCAGCUGCAGCGUGGAGUUGUGGUCCUGGCCAAGAGUUACAAUAAGAAGCGGAUCAAAGAAAACCUGCAGGUUUUUGACUUUGAAUUGCCUCCAGAAGAUAUGAAAACAAUUGAUGGCCUCAACCAAAAUUCAAGAUACUGUGAUUUUUCAUAUGCCAUUGGCCACCCUGAUUAUCCAUAUUGACCCCGAGUUACUCAUCAUGCAUUCUACCAGAACAUCAUGCUUCCAGGGCUGUGAAGAGGAUUUCUGUACUUGAUGGAGGUGUUUAAAAGAAGUGUCUGCACUUCUGAAAGCUUGCCUUUCCUUUAAAAAAAAAUGUAUGACAUAGUAAAGGCUUCAGAUAAGUAUGCUUGUCUUUCCUGAUAAUACAAGAAUACAUACAAAGGACAAAAAAGUUUAGAGAAUAAAAGGCAAAGAAUAGAAAAUAAAGCUAACCUAUGAUUAAUCCCUUUAA